AUGAACACAACCAACAACCAACUCGAGGGAGUCAGUCCGCUUCCUCAGGAUGGUGCUCAAUCCGACGAAGUGACGACCAAUGAUGUGGAGAUGGCCACUGAUGAGGAGAUGGAAUCCCAAGACGAGUCUGGAUCAGAUGAAGAGAACGAAGCUGAAGCCGAGUCUGGGUCCGACGAUGAUGACGACUCCGUCGAGUACAUGGACUACGGGUCGCCACAAUUUCUCCCGCUAGACGAUGCCGGGGGAUUACAAUACGGGCCGGAAAUGCAAAUGCUAGCAAGGCUUAUUGCUGCCGGCGGACAGUUCCCAGCGUCAUCGUCCACAUCUUCUCACCAACGCCACGUGAACAGAGACCCAUUCAACACGAAAUGGUUCGACAUAAAAUGGUCAGAGCGAGAAGACUACUAUGUUCCUGAGGCCGACUGUCCUUGGGAUAUCCCGUCUCGGCCCACAUUCAUGCCGCAGUCCAAACUCGGCGAUUCUCGAUGGCCCGCAGACAAGAUUUCCGCCCGUGGGGAAGAGCUCUGUAGCGUGGAGCUUGAUACCAUUCCCAGCUGGGAUUUGGCCGCCCUUUAUCAACGCAUGACAGAUCUCGAUGAGGUGUUGGGACACAUCAAAGACGACUGGCCGGUAAAGCGCGUUGAAAUCAGCAGCAAGCGUUUCCGCGUUUCCGUCAUCCCCGAUAAUGAGGAAGGAUGUCACCUGGAUCUUGCCAGACGUCUCCUGCGUCAGCACGAUGCCAUUAGGGACAUUGUUCAAGAACGAUCGCGACCCUACGUCAAGAACACUCGGUUCGAAGACUUGUCAUUCGAUCUCUACCAUCAGAUCAUCAACUAUUGUCGAAUCAUGCCUAGCAAGUAUGCCCUCGGCGAGAACUGCGGACUAGACCUCAUCAAGUCUUUUCGCCUCACCUGCAAGGCGCUGAAUGAGAUCGCUUCCCCACUUCUCAUCCGUGGCGUGACAGUUCACCUCACGACUGAAUCUCUGGAACGCUUGGAAUACAUUUCAAAACAUCCGCUGUUGAGCAAGGGAGUUAGUCACGUGGGACUCAGACUGGAUUAUUACGUCCCCGAAUUCCAAGACCCUCUUGCCUUUACCCUUGCCUCGGCAUUCCAUCUUCGGUCGCUGCUGGAAGAGACGGACUAUGAAGGAGAGGGUUUGCUGAAUAAAGUCAGGAUCGGGGCGGAAUUCAUUGAAGGAAUGCUGGACUCAUGGAUCGACCUCGCCAAAGAAUACCCGAGUCAGGACCAGGAGGCCGAUAUGGAUGCCGUCAAGAGAGACUGGGCUAACAAAUUCGCCGAAGUGCCCUUUCUCUUAGACGCCCAUCGAGCAUACGUCGAUAAAGUCAAAGAUUACGAAAAGACCCUAGAGGAUGACGGUGACUUCCUUUGCAGAGUUGCCGACGCAGUGGCACGCAUGCCUCUUUGUAAGGCUCUCACACUAUCCGAUCACGAUACCGACGCCUAUGAGAGUGCCAGCUGGUUACAGAAAUACCGGCCCUCUCAGAUACUGGAGCAUGGGCCCAUGCUAGAUCUACUCACGAGUCCAAAGAUUUGGAAUUGCAUGGCUGGUUGGCCGGGUCAGGAACUCUUCCCCGAAAUAAGCCAGCCUCCGGUCCAUAUACUCAGUGAAAUCUUUCCUGCUCUCGGUGCACGAGGCGUCAGGCUUCGUGCCGUCGACAUACAGGUUUCGGCGCCAUUCAGCUUGUAUGACCUCGAAAUUGAGGACGACGAGGCUCGACAAGAUUUCAGCAAGUGCAUGACAGAUGUCCUGUACCUCACGGUUAAGAUCAGACGUCCCCAAGUGCCGGAAAUGUAUGCUUGGGUUGGGAAUGAGACGUCUUGGCCUCCCCGCGAUGAGCAGGAGCUUUCACUUGUUGACUCGUUCCUUGACGCGCUUCUGAGCACAGAAAAACUGCAAGAUUUGAAGUUGAACUUCCAAUCGUUGCAAGAAGAAAACGAACACAUUCCAGGCUCGUGGUACUUCCCUUCUCUCUUCAAAAUGGAGACGAGGAAGUGGCCAUCUGAACGCAAAACAUCUCUCAAGCACGUUUGUUUGAGCUCUAUUGGGCUAGCCGACUUCCUCGCAGAUGGCGAGAUCGAUCUCAAGGAUGUCUACAUGGCCGAAGGAACGUGGACCGAAGCACUCGACAUUAUGCGGCAAAGACAUAAACCUCGUUCGGAAACAGAAACCCAAGCUGAGGCAGGAGGACGAGGCGUCCCGAGAUUCUCGGCCAACGUCGUGGAAGUACGCGGCGCCGAGGCCGAGACAAUGUACAACGAAGCCUAUGAAGAGUGGCGAAUGGCGUUCACAAAUGCCUUCAGAGGUCGGGGCCUCGACCCUUUUCAGGCGGAGGGAAUGCCAUCCCCGCCACCGGAUACUGAAUGGCGUGCUAGGCGCUAUGUUAACCACCAGCGAGACGAGAACCCUUGCCGGGCAUUCUUGUAG
This is a messenger RNA of Colletotrichum karsti, 2448 nucleotides long. RefSeq lists its product as uncharacterized. The record is from RefSeq and is a predicted model, not a curated record. The transcript has a single exon. Bases 1 to 2448 code for a protein of 815 amino acids. NCBI's taxonomy places the organism in Eukaryota, Fungi, Ascomycota, Sordariomycetes, Glomerellales, Glomerellaceae.